This is a messenger RNA of Oryza brachyantha (malo sina), 2686 nucleotides long. RefSeq names its product wall-associated receptor kinase 3-like. Gene Ontology annotation, molecular function: calcium ion binding; ATP binding; protein serine/threonine kinase activity. Lineage: Eukaryota; Viridiplantae; Streptophyta; Magnoliopsida; Poales; Poaceae. The transcript is spliced from 4 exons. Gene Ontology annotation, biological process: protein phosphorylation; cell surface receptor signaling pathway. The coding region runs from base 8 to 2506 and encodes 832 amino acids. Gene Ontology annotation, cellular component: plasma membrane. The record is from RefSeq and is a predicted model, not a curated record.
GCUGCGCAUGAGAGCAAGCAUACCAGCAGCAGCAGCAUGGCCUCUCGGCCCGCUGGUGCUGACGCUCGCCGUCUUCUCGGCGAUGCCUCGCGUCGCGCUCCCCAAGGAACCGAGGCUGGUGCUCCCGCCGCUGCCGGCAAACUCGCAGCUGCAGAUGAAACUUAAUUGCCACAACAUCCCUUAUCCCUCCGGCUUAAGAGGGAAGCCUGCCCCGGCCGGGUUCGUGGUAACAUGCGGGCCAAACAACGAGGCCAUGCUCCGGAUCGGCAAGCAUAGACACAAAAUCGACGAGGUGUCGGUGAUGGAAUCCUACAUCACCAUACUUGCAGGCCCCAUCAAACAGGCGUGCUACGACCGCAGCGGCAGGCCGACGCAGAUCACCGGAAUCGGCGCGAUGAACCUGGAGGCCACGCCCUUCUCCUUUUCCAAGCGCAACGCACUCGUCGGCACCGGCUGCAACUACUGGUUCGUCGCUUACUUCAGGAGCUCGUCGGGUGGUGAUGCGCAGCCCACGACCGUGACUUGCGGAACCUGGUGCAACGGAAGCUCUGACAGCAUCAUCAACGGCUCGUGCGCCAAUCUGGGCUGCUGCAAGGCCGGGAUGCUGACGGAUGGAGCGAAGGAAUUCGCCUUGACGUUCAACAGUUCAUGGCCAUCACGGCAUGUCUCCGGCGAGGAGGCCAGCACCUGCAGCGCCGUCUUCUUCCUCGACCAAGAUGAGCAAGUCUUCACCGGCGCCGGUAGUUCCAGGAAGAUGCCACUGAAAGAGGCGCUAGUACCGCCCGGUCACCGCAGGAUGGUCUUGGAUUGGGCGAUUCCGGGCAACAACUGCGAGCAGAGUCUGCUCCUCGCGGCACAGUACCAGUGCAGCAGCAUGAGCACGUGCAUCGACGUGCCCGGCGGAGCGGGCUAUCGCUGCAGAUGCAACGCAGGGUACGACGGCAACCCAUACGAGCAAAACGGGUGCACAGAUAUCAACGAAUGCCGGGACGUCGGUAGCAACAACUGCAGCAUGAUCUGUAAUAACACUGACGGAGGUUACGCUUGCUCUUGCCCCCGGGGCAUGGUUGGCGAUGGGUACAGGACAGGGACAGGCUGCGUCGAUCCGCCUAUGACAAUGACACCCGGUCAAGAUGUGUGUGCUCACCCGGAAAAGAAUCCUUGCAUGCACAAAUCGUAUUGCAAGGACGAAAAAGGAGUGACUUCAUGUAAUUGCCCCAAAGGCAUGAGCGGCGAUGGACGGCAGGACGGAAGUGGCUGCAAAAGGGACUUUCCUUCGGAUACUGCUUUGGGUGUAGGCCUUGCCUUUAUGGUUGCACUUGGUACAACAUUGAUGUGCUACUACUGGACAGUGAAGAAAAGAAAGGUGGCAAAAAAGAGAGCAGAGUUGUUCAGGAAGAAUGGAGGCUUGCUACUGCAGCAAAGAUUUUCGAUGAUCACAUCUCAAGGUGAGGACUCAUCAGCGAAGAUAUUUAGUGCUGAAGAACUCAAGACUGCCACGGACAACUAUAAUGAGAGUCGCAUCCUUGGCCGAGGAGGAAGUGGUAUGGUUUACAAGGGUGUCCUUCCGAAUAAUACCGUGGUUGCCAUAAAGAAGUCCAUCUUGUUUGAUGAAAGCCAGGUGGAUCAAUUUGUCAAUGAGAUCACCAUAUUAUCACAGAUCGAUCACCCAAACGUUGUCAAGCUUUUGGGAUGCUGUCUAGAGACAAAAGUUCCACUGUUAGUUUAUGAGUUCAUACCUAAUGGAACGCUCUUCCAGCACAUCCAUAAUAGGAGUUCUUUAACAUGGGAAGAUUGCUUAAGGAUAGCUGAAGAAACAGCAGAAGCACUUGCAUAUCUACACUCUACAUCUUCUACACCAAUCAUUCACAGAGACAUUAAGUCAAGCAACAUACUGUUGGAUGAGAAUUUCGUGGCUAAAAUAUCAGACUUCGGUGCAUCAAGAUCAGUCCCAUUCGAUCAAACCCAUGUAACAACUCUAAUUCAAGGAACAAUCGGUUAUCUUGACCCUGAAUAUUUCCAAAGCGGCAAGCUCACAAAGAAGAGUGACGUUUACAGCUUUGGAGUGGUUCUUGCAGAGCUAUUGACAAGGCAGAAACCAAUUUCUGCAAGCAGGCCGGAGGAAUCCUGUAACCUAGCCAUGUAUAUUGUGAUUUUAUUCAAUGAAAGGCGCCUACUAGAGGAGAUAGAGCCACGCAUUCUGGCAGAAGCAGGCGAAGAGCAGAUAUAUGCUGUUGCGCAGCUCUCCGUCAGAUGCUUAAACUUGAAGGGAGAAGAACGCCCAGCUAUGAGGGAAGUGGCUUCAGUCUUACACGAGCUAAGAGAAUCAUUCAUCGAGGAGCAAACUAGCAGAAGAAGCGACGAUUCAAUGCAGAUGAUUAAUGAACAAGUGAGUGUACAAACUACACAUGGUGAGGCAAGACCGAUUUCCAGCUUGCAAUCUUCGGAAGAAACCACGCAGUACAGCAUGCCGGCCGAAAUACUACCUUCUAAUUUGGCCAGAUGAUGUUCUUAAUUUCUUAUUACAACACAAUAAUCAGACUCGCCGAUUGACAACUUAGGGAACUAUGUAACUCUUUUGUGUUUAGGUCAGCAAAAUCAACUUUUUAUGCGUGCGUGCGUUGCUGGCUUUUAUUACCUGGUUUACCCAUGAAAAAUCCAAAGGAGAGCCAGAGCAGUUCAUACC